Molecule: messenger RNA, 1687 nt
Organism: Gryllus bimaculatus (two-spotted cricket)
Lineage: Eukaryota; Metazoa; Arthropoda; Insecta; Orthoptera; Gryllidae
Source: the annotation of a GenBank genome assembly
UUCUUCAGCAAUACCACCCCAUUUCAGCCUGUAAGUUCGUCCUCGCCACCGAAUUUCUGGAUGCCACUGAGCAUGCAAAAAGAGGUAUGGACUACUGCACUCACGGAAGAGCCAUCCUACAACAAAGUCAAAUUUAUUGAAGGAAAGAGAACCAUUCUGCACUAUGCACAGGAGAAUCCAGUCAAGCAGGAACCACACAAACUCUUGAAGUUACUGGCAUUAACAGAGCCGAAUUCCACAACUAUAUCACCUUCAAGGACACCUGCAUCUGCAGCUGGAUACAAAAUACCUGUCAUUGAAAAUUUAGGAGCCACACUGGAUCAAUUUGAUACUAUUGAUUUCUCCGAUAACGACAUUCGCAAGUUGGAUGGAUUUCCUCAUCUCAAGCGUCUAAAAUGUUUGCUUUUGAAUAACAACAGGAUAGUGCGAAUAGCUGAAGGAUUGGAAACUUGUCUUCCAUCCCUUGAAACACUAGUUUUAACUGGAAAUAUGUUACAAGAACUUGCUGAUUUGGAUCCCUUAGCAUCAGUUCCAACCCUGAGAGUUCUCAGCUUAUUGCAUAAUCCUAUAACAGCUCGUCACCAUUAUAGGCUCUAUGCAAUAUAUAAGCUUCCUCAACUUACUCUUUUGGACUUCCGUAAAAUAAAGAUGAAAGAAAGAGAAGAAGCCAAUGCAUUGUUUAAAAGCAAAAAGGGCAAGGAAAUACAGAAGGAAAUUGCAAAAAAAUCAAAAACUUUUGUACCUGGUGCAGGACUUGCCGAGUCCUCAAAACCAUCUGGACCUACAGAAGAAGAAGUUUGGAAGAUUAGAGAAGCCAUUUCCAAAGCUAGUUCCUUGGAGGAAGUGGAAAAAUUGAACAGGUUACUUCAAGCUGGACAAAUUCCAGGCCACAAACCAAGUGGAGCAGGUCCAUCUAGUAGAGGUCCUCCAGAGGAGGAAAUGGAAGAUGAUGAUGACGAACCAUCGUCAAAACGACGCUCUAUAAAUGGAAAGUGAAAUGCUCGCAAGCUGAAGGACUCAUCUACUCUGUUAGCCAUUGUGUUGGUAAAACUAAAGGACAUACAAAAUGAGUUUUUGGUGGAUUUGUAGGUGGUCUUAAAGAGUUGAACUAAUUUUGCUUAAAGAAACUCAACCAUCCUAUAUUUUCAUUUCCCCUGUGUUUUAUCACAGUAUAGGUAAGUAAUUGAAUGAUAAGUGAUAAUGUUAAUUGUCUUGUUAUAUAUAUAUAAUCAGUAUGCUGAAAGGAACAGAUGGUACACAAAAGAGAAGCGAAAUAUUUAGUUAAAAAAUUCAUGUAAUUUGAAAUAAUUAAAUACAGUUGUAUUUGUAAUAUCUGGCCUGAAGCAAUAAACUUUUUUUUUUUAAAGUAUGUCUGUUAUAGUUUUAAUAUUUCCUGACACAGUUGCUCUGUUAGUAAACCACAUUUUUUAAACAACUUAUUAUUGUUCACAAAAUACCAUUUUUAACUUUGAUUAGAGGGCAAAUUGCAUUCAUAGCAUUAAUCAUUUUCUCUGCUGACUCUGUAUCUUCCAUACAAAUAUUAGCAAAAAUAUGUAAUUUUUGAAGACCAUAUGGACUCUGAAAAAAUAAAAAAGAACUUACAAUUUCUACUAUUACUUACUGUUGAGUGUCCAUAACAAUUACUAAACCAGUGCUUUGCAAGCCUCUUGUAGCAUGAAAAUUGUUC